UGACUUUUGGUUUGUUGAUUGUUCUCAACUCUUUGAAAAUUGGGAGGUUUAAAUUAGUUUCAACGUGGUUCAACACAAUUAAUAUGAGCAGCAAGGUGUCUACUGAUAAAUUAAACAAAUUCCUCAAUGCGUUGGACGCGGUCAAACAAGAUUGUACUUGCGGCGUUUGUUCGAAAUUAUGUGUUAAACCAGUAUGUCUAAGCGCUUGUUUUCAUUACAUAUGCGCGGAGCAUUUUGAAAACUUAAAACAAUGUCCCACAUGUAAUAUGCCUCUAGAAGGUUGUUCCGCAUAUCCUGGCAAUGAUUUAGCUAAUUGCAUAGAAUCUGCGAAAGAACUCGACGAGAUAUUCCAAAGUUGUAGGCCUCAAGAUUCAAAACAAGUUGUAUCCGUAAAAAAGCGCGGGAAAGUCACAGACGAGGUUCAAUCGGGUAAAGAAAAUAUGAAAGUACUGAAUAAAAACACUCCAGAUCGUGAGUUUAAAAAGCCGAAAAGUAAAUCUGAUUUGAACAUAUCAAUAUCGUCAACUGCAAGCUCGAAAAAAGGUAUCGAAAAGAAGAACACUAAAGGUGAAACGAGUCUUCACGUAGCAUGUAGACUGGGUAAAAUUGAUACAGUAUUGGACUUAUUAAAUCAAGGGGCCAAUUCUAACACUAAAGAUAAUGCUGGGUGGACACCGCUCCAUGAAGUAGUACAAAAUGGUAAAUUAGAAAUUGUUAAAGCACUCUUACAGUUCAACACGCUCAUUAAUGUACCAGGGCCAAGCAAUGAAACACCAUUGCAUGAAGCUGUGAGAUAUAAUCGUAAGGAUAUAGCUGCCGAACUUGUCAAACAUGGAGCGGAUAUGUACGCACGGAACUGCAAAGGUGAAACUCCAGUACAAUUGGCGUCAGAAGACAUGAAAGCCAUUUUGCUCGAUGCUGCUGAAAAUUUACUACAAACGCAAGGCUUCAAUGUAACUUUAAUAGCAAAUGCACAUUCGGAAUUAGAUUUCGAAGAUAUGAGAGUGUUCUGUGUGUCACAAUUCAGGACAGUGACUAGUAAGCUGAAAAUAUUAACGAAACAUCAUUCUAAUUUGCAUUUGGAGACGAAAUUCACAGCAAAAGUCACUCAUUUGAUUGUGGAUGUGGAUGACGAUGUAUGUCCAUCUAGUGUGGAUGUUUUGCAAGCCAUUGUAUACGGUGUAUGGGUGAUAUCUUCCAAAUGGGUUACGAAAUCAUCGGAACAAAUUCUCAAACCAUUCCAAGAUUACGAAGUGAAAGGCGUUGGAAGUAAACUGUAUAAUGGACCGAAAAAUUCUCGUUAUAACAAAUACAAGCAAUUGCCAAGCAUUUUCAACGGCUGCCACUUCUACUUACACAAUUUUAUUAGUAAGUACGAAAUAUCAAAAACGUUAGUACUAACGAAGGCGGUAUUAACAAAGCUAAUAAUAGACGCAGGUGGUAUAGUUCUACGGAGAGUGCCGAACCCAGAAUUGAUACCAGAAGCAGAGAAACUUGUUCCGUAUCAUGCUAAGAAAGGUGGGAAGCUGGAGAUAUGCUCUCACUAUAUUAUUUUUAAGGAUAUGUACGAACCAAUGUAUAAUAUGGCUCAUGUUAAAGCUUUGCCAGUUGGCUGGUUGAUAGAAUGUAUAGAGAAAUAUGAAUUAUGUGAACCAUAGCUUAAGUAAAAGAAGUUUAGAUUACACCGAUCAUCUAGUUUAAGAUGAAAUAUUUUGAUUUGUGCAGAUAUAUUAAGAUGUUUAUAUCCUGUGUACAUUUAUUAAAGGGAAACAGUUAUAUUGAAGCAAUUCCUUACGCAAUAAUCGAUCAAACUAUAUAUGGCACAAUCUCAAUCAAGAAGAUGACAAUGCACUGAAUUUUAAACUGGUUACUCACCUACCUGCAGCAGGGGCAAUAUUGGAAUUGCAUUAAUUGGCUCCUUAAUUGUGAUGUGUAUAGGCAAGCAGGGGCAAUUUAGAGAACAGCUUAUAUUGCUCCAACUGCUGUGCAACAGAGAUUGUUCCAAUGCCCCUGUGGUAGUUACGUGACUAGCCAGCCUUAAUUGAGUAUCACUGUGUAAAAUGAUGUUUUAUUGUUAUAAUAUUAUAUUGUCAUAUAAAAAAAAUGUGUGCCUGUACUAACUACUAGUGUACACACAUAAGAAGUGAAACUUCUU
This is a messenger RNA of Colias croceus (clouded yellow), 2155 nucleotides long. RefSeq names its product BRCA1-associated RING domain protein 1-like. The transcript has a single exon. The coding region runs from base 84 to 1658 and encodes 524 amino acids. Lineage: Eukaryota; Metazoa; Arthropoda; Insecta; Lepidoptera; Pieridae. Gene Ontology annotation, molecular function: protein binding. The record is from RefSeq and is a predicted model, not a curated record.